Messenger RNA from Paramuricea clavata, 344 nucleotides. NCBI's taxonomy places the organism in Eukaryota, Metazoa, Cnidaria, Anthozoa, Malacalcyonacea, Plexauridae. The record is from the annotation of a GenBank genome assembly.
CACACAAGAGUGAACAGAGUUUUGAGUGUCGUAUCUGCAAGAAAACAUUCACACAACGAAAAAGUUUCAAACGUCACUGGAGAUUACAUUCAAGAGAUGGAUUUUUGUUGUGCAACACUUGUGGCAGAGAAAUUAGUCAGUCACAAGGAGAAGGACAAGGACAAGCUAAUGAGAUACUGAGUUGUGGUACAUUCUACCAAUGUGAUGUCUGUAAGGAAUUGGAAGCAAGAGAAGCAACUGGUAUUGGCUAUAUCUGUUGUGUCUGCGAUGCUGAAUUUGACAUUGCCACUGAACUUGAAGAUCAUAUGAGUAUGCAUGACAAUAUGCUGCCCCAGGCAAGAUAA